Molecule: messenger RNA, 1277 nt
Organism: Lycium ferocissimum
Lineage: Eukaryota; Viridiplantae; Streptophyta; Magnoliopsida; Solanales; Solanaceae
Product: F-box protein SKIP8
Exons: 3
Coding region: 237-1013 (258 amino acids)
Molecular function (GO): protein binding
Source: RefSeq, a predicted model, not a curated record
UUGCUUGCAGUAACCAAAUUCCUCAGUCUCCAUUUUUAGAACCAGUAAAUACAAAUAGGGUUUCAAUUUAGGAACAAAAAUGAUUUCUCUGCAACCCUAAUUUAACUCCUUUCCUUUUCAAAUUUCAAUUUAUCUCAAAAAAAAAAAAAAAAAAAAAAGCUCUGUGGAAAUCACCGUACUGGAUAAAUUAUUAUUUUUUAUUCACAAAUUUUCAUGAAAUUUUUCAUGACUUAUGAAUGGAAAUUAACUUCUUCUCCGUCACCGGCGCCGUCACGUUUAUCUGUUGCGUUUUCGCCACGUCAGCAGCUUUUAUAACUCUCCGAUCAAAAAAAUCAGUAAAAUCGAACGGUGGAGAGGAAACGACGACAUCGCAUUUGAUUAACGGUGGAGAUAUGGUUGAGAAGUUGACUGGGGCGUCGAUGAUGGAACAAUUAGUACCUGAGAUAACGACACAUGCGUUGAGUUAUUUGGAUUAUCCGAGUUUAUGUAGGUUAUCUAUGACUAAUUCACUUAUGAGGAAAGCUGCUAAUGAUGAUAAUGCUUGGAAAGCUCUUUAUCAUAAGGAUUUCACAUUGGAGCAGGAUUCUGUGACUCCAAUUAAUGGAUGGAAGGCUUACUAUGCAGCUACAAGAGCCAUUAUGAAUGUCAAUGCCGAGUUUUUUAAAAUUAUUAAAGAAAGAUCAGUCCCAGCUAUGGAGCGUUUUUGGCUCAAUGCAGACUAUGUGAAGUGUUUUCAUGCCUCUGGGGAGUACUUUACAGGUUAUAAUGCAGUCAUUGGCAGCUGGCAGCUGGCUUUUAACUGGGAGCAAAAUGUUGAUGUCGAAAUUAGAGACGUAAAGGCAAGGGUAAUGACAGAUUUAGCUUGGGUGACUAUGAAAGCUUAUCUUAAUAUGGGAUCAGGUAAUGUGACUAAUGUGUUUGAAUUCCAUAAUGGGAGAUGGUACAUGGUCCAUCAUCACUGCUCAGUGAUGCUCAUUCAUGGAGGUGCAGGACAACAAGUUGUGCAGGGAUAGAGAUUAAACAAGGCAACUGUGAAGAAGAUUGAUUAUUCUUUAGAAAUUGGAAAGUGGUAUAGAGAUCGUCUAUAGUAGGUUUGAUUUCGUCUGGAACCUUCAUAAAAUUAUCUUAUGUAGUUUCUGCUUCCCCCCUUGUCUUUUCUCCGCCAAAAAUCUCAGCUUCAUCUCUUUGGUGGUUUAGAAAAAUCUAUAGUUUCUUGCCACCGAUUUUUGCUUCGCUAACUUUCUUGGUAUACAAAUGCACAGUUUGAUUUGUCAAAA